This is a messenger RNA of Orcinus orca (killer whale), 4655 nucleotides long. RefSeq names its product testis specific 10 interacting protein (gene TSGA10IP). NCBI's taxonomy places the organism in Eukaryota, Metazoa, Chordata, Mammalia, Artiodactyla, Delphinidae. Gene Ontology annotation, biological process: cilium organization. The record is from RefSeq and is a predicted model, not a curated record. Gene Ontology annotation, cellular component: cilium; photoreceptor connecting cilium; ciliary basal body.
AGAAGUGGCUGGAUUCUGUGUGUAUUCUGAAGGCGGCACCAGCAGGGUUUGCUAGUGCUUGGGGUGUGGAGUGUGAAGGAAAGAGAGGAGUCCACAGUGACACCAGAAUUUUGGCGUGAGCAGCAGGAAGGAUGGAUGUGGCCUUGACUGAGAUGGGGCAGAUGGAAAGUCUGAAUUUCAACAUGUCAAAUUAACUAAUAUGCUUAUUCAUCAUCCAAGUGGAGUUGUCGAAUGGGCCGUUGGAUACGAGUCUGGACUUUGCGGGAGAGGUCAGUCCUGAGAUAUGUAACCUCGGGCAGACCUGGAAGGUGAUAGAUGUCUUUUAAGGCCAGCAGACUGGAGGAGCUCACUUGAGGAGUGAGUGUGGCUGGAAAGGUCUGUAGACACCUCGUGAAAAGAUUUACCUGAGGAACCCAGACCCGUCCUCUGCCAAGGAAGGAAGUAGCCCAGAGUUUGUCCAAAAAAUCAAUUCGGUGGGGGUCUGGAGGGGACUUGCUCUCUGAAAAUGGAGCAGCCCACACACUUGUCCUUCACCUGGGGUCCCACGGGUGACAUUCAGCAGAGGAGGUGGAUGCGCGGGGCUGGCGGCCCACCAGAAAGAGCAGAGUUGACCUAUUUUGACUGGAAAAGAUCUUUCCCUGGAGCGUUACUUAGGUUGUUCAGUGAAAUGUGCUCAUUGCAGAGGUGCUACUGGGAUGGAGUCUGCAAGCAGACAGGGGUCCACAGCAACAAAGCUCUGAGCAAAACAUGCCCGUAGGGCAUCUGCUGGGAUUUACUUCCACGAGCAGUCUCACCGGGGCCGCACUGUUGGCUGAUUAAUAACAACUCUCACCUGGCAGUUGUGACGAGCUGUGGAAAUGUUCCAUGAUGCAUGUGUGUAUAUAUUAACUGAUUUAAUCCUUGCCACAGCCCUAGAAGGUAGACACUGUUAUAACCAGCCCCAUGUUGCCCAUGAGGAAACAGAGAAGGUACGUGACACGUGGAGGGGCUGGGAUCUCAACCCCCGUGCUUCCUCUGUUUUUUGGGGGUUUUUUUUUGGCCAUGCCCCGCAGCUUGCGGGAUCUUAGUUCCCCCAGCAGGGGUCAAACCCGUGCCCCUGCGGUGGAAGUGCGGAGUCCUAACCACUGGACCGCGGGGAAGUCCCUUUCCUCUGUACUCCUGACCAUCGUACUCUGCUGCCUACCAAUAGUCAUCAGUGAUUUUUAGCAGUUUUAACCAACAUUUACUGAGUGUGUUGCCUUUGUGAUUUCAUCGAAUCCUUGCAACAAACCUACGGGAUGGGCCUCCGAUUCCAGUUUGGCAGAGGGGAGAAGUGACUUGCCCAAGGUCACAGACCGGUGAGAGGCUAAGCCACGCUACUCCAUCUCCAGGGCCUCAGCUCGGCACCACGUCCCUAUACUGCUGGUCAUAGUGGUCAGCUCCCGGCAUCUCACGGGGAUUUACCGUGUCAAGGCUUUUUGGCGAUGCUUAGAACUUUGGAAUGAGAGCUGCAUGUUCUCCUUCCAGAGCCUCCUCAGUGCUCUGGUUUGCCUGCUGCCUUGUUCCUGGACGUGGUAUUCAACUUCCUGGCCUUUCCUGUCCUGUCAGGGCCUCGGAGGGUAAGUGGUUUGAACAAGAUCUUGUUGUGAGGGUUCAGUUUGCCCCUUACAUGGCCUCAGCAGGGGCUGAGGGGCAGCAAGGAGGCAGGCGGAGGGAGAGGGACACGGCAGGCGCCAUCUGCCAUCUUCAUAGGGUGUGAGAACCCUCUGAGAUGGGGAGUCCUGAGACCCCUUUGAUAGAUAGAUGGUGAAACACAGGCUGAGCAAGGGCAGGGGGGAAUUGUACUCGGUCAACGGGGAGUCCUGCAGAGUCAGGAGCAGAGGCAGGCCUUGGCCCUGGAUCUCUGGACUCCCAGGCCUGGACUCUUUCUCAGCAUCCUGCCCAACUCUCCCCUCCGGAAGGAAGUAGGACUUAUAUAUAUACCCUUCCUGGCCUGCUUUUGCCAGAGCCCUUGAGACUGGCUGAGGACUGGUUGCCAUAGAGACGGUGGACAGGGAGUUCCAAGGUUGGCAGAUGUGGGGCGGGGCGGGGGAUGGGACAAGACACCAACAUGCUAAACGCCCACCAACAGUUGGUAAGGACCGCAUCGGGGAGACCAGGGCAAGACACACCACAGCAGGCUCCAGGGACGGUCCCAUGUCUGCUCAAGCUUCUCUCAAGCAUCCCCCAAGCUGAGCAGGGGAGUCUUGGGAGCAGUGAUGGUGUAAUUCAGGGCCAGCAGCAGAGGUCUGUGAGCGCAGGGCAGAUGGCAAAGAAGGACCGGAGGCCCAGGGACCGGAACAAGAAGGGGCAAGGCUCUGCUGAGGCUGAGGAUCUGGUCCCCUCUCCUCCUCGGAAACCCUCCUUCCCCUUCCAGUGGGUCUGGGAGAGCUUCACCACAGAUGGCCGGGCUCCGCUUCAGCCGGGCUCCGCCUCGGCCCCUGGCCACCAAGCCCUGCCCUUGCCCCCAGCGGUCCAUCGGCACAAGUCCAGGCGCAAGUCCACGGCCAACAACCCAGAGGCCCGUGGCUCCUGCUGGAAGACAGAGGCGCCAGAUCCGGAGAGGAGACAGCAGCUCAGGGCCUGUAGAUGCAUUCCCAUCCCUCCUGGCAAAGCGGGGGGCCAAGAGCCGGAGCUGCCUGGGAAGAGCUCAGGAUCGGGGCCGGAGGCCGAGCCAGAAGGCCUGGGCGCUGAGGUGGCCGAGAGGGCUCUGAGCCCCGGGGAACCGCCCCAGCUCCCCAGAAGGGGGUCGAUCUUGGAGGAGGAGCCAUUUGCAGAGGCCACAGACGAGGCCGAGGAGGGGGAGCACAGGGUCCCCCAGAGAAGGAGGGCUAGUUCUCCAAGAAAGGGGCGGAAUUCUGGCGAGGAGGCCUGGGACGAGAGUGAACUGCGGAGCCAGGGGAGUGGCUCUGGCUCCAACAACCUCCGAGGACCACAGAGGAGGAGGCCAAGGGCCAGGGAGCUGGAGGGGCCGAGGAACCUGGAGAAGCUGCAGAGGCAGCUGCAGCAGGACUUGGACUGUGAUCCCGAAAAGCUGCCCUGGGAGCCAUCGCGGGCUGCUGUUCAGGCCUCCCGCUGGAACAGGAAGGCCCAUGCCUUGGGAGCUGAUGAGACUUGCCUGUUUGCACACUUCCCUAACCGCACCUUCCACAAACGACAGGAGGCCACCAGAAACCGGCUGCAGGCCUGGGAGCAGCAGCAGCAGGAGAAGCGGCAGCAGGCCGAGCUGCGGCGGGCCCGGGAGCAGCGGCUACAGCAGCGGCUGGCUCAGUGCCUGGCAGCCUACAUACCCAGAGGGAGCCGGGGGCUGGGGGCCGCCCAGCGCAAGCUGGAGGAGCUAAGGCGCCAGGAGCGACAGCGCUUUGCUGAGUACCAGGCAGAGUUGCAAGGUAUCCAGCAGCGGGUGCAGGCCCGGCCCUACCUGUUCCAGCAGGCCAUGCAGGCCAAUGCCCGGCUCACUGUGACCCGGCGCUUCUCCCAGGUGCUGUCGGCACUGGGACUGGACGAGGAGCGGCUGCUGGCUGAGGCAGGAAAGGGGGAUACGGAGGGCACCCCCAGGAAACCCAGGAGCCACAGGUCAGUGGGAGUGAGAAUGGAGCACUCUUCUCAAGAGCCCCCAAAGAAAGAACCCACUGGCAGCCAGCCUGACAAGCACUCCGCCCCAAGCCCAGACCGAGAGUCCAGUCCCUGAGAUAAAAAUUAAAUGCUUUGUGGAAUAUACAGCGUGGGAUUCCUGGUGGUAGUGGAAAGAGGCUGCAGGUUGGGAGUAGGUGGUGGCAGGUGGGUAUGCAGCGCUCUUGGCUGGUUCCCAGGACGAGGAACUCUGGGUGUUCUGGCUGCCCCCUCCCAGCACACACGUCUCUGCCUCUGCCCUGAGGACUGAGUGGGGCAUCUCCAAGAGCGAGAGCUGCAAUUCCUAAAAAUGCUGGGUGCUGGAAUUCAAGAGUGAAUAGGACACAAUGGCUUCCGCCUUUGGGAACUCCCAGUCCUGUGGGGGAGGGGUCGGACCAUUAAAGGGGCGCACGGUGUAACAAACGGGCCGCCAGAACGAGCAACUGUGAGGCGGGGGUGUCAGGAGGGAUUGUGUGGUCUGAGCUUUCACAUUUAAGCAACUUCAGGUUAGAGCCCCUCUCCUCAAGGGGGAAAAAAAACCCUCAAACACACGGACAUGCCAAAUUUUACAAUCAAUUUCAGGGGACUCAGACACCCAGAAGUUCAUCUCGACCUCCGUAGCAGUCACAGGGCGCAGGUUAAAAAAUCCGAUCCAAGGAACGGGGGAAGGCAGCGUUUGCAGACAGUACUAGUUGUAGGGAUUGGGAGGAGGUUGGAAUGUGGAGCUGGGGGGGUCUCAGGAGAACACGCUCGUCGUUGAACACCUGAUGGAGCCACGACCCCAGGGAGUUCACUAGGAGGACGCCUACUGGAGCGGUGGGCGCUGCCCACGGAAAAGUCCGUGAGACAGUGACUGUCCCGUGACUGAGGGUGUGCAAGCGGAGAGAAGCCUGAGAGGGGCUUUUCUGCGUCGGCGGUGCUGACUUACAUGGCCCCUAGGUCCUUAAAGUUCUGGGAUGCCGUCUUACCCAGACCCGGUCGCACAGCACCUUGAGGCGCGCAUGCGCAAUCGGGCGACCUGCUCA